GGUGCUCGGCAGGCGCGCCUGGGCAAGAUGGCGGCGCCCAUGGCGGCGUGUCGGUGAGCGCGGGCCAUGCUGGCGCUGCUGGGCCGCGGCCUGGUCGGGCCCGCCCGCGCCGGGGCCGCCGUGCUGGGCAGGGCACAGCCCGGCUGCAGUCCCGUGCUCCAGGCAGCCAGGGGCUAUGCCAGACCUGUGACCAAGAAGAGGAAAGACAUCCCCAGCCAUCUGGAUGACCUUCCUCCCACCUUGCUGAAGAAGGAUUAUGCCAAUCUCCCAAUCAUGAACAGCGUGGAUGAUGUGGUGAAACGCCUGCUGUCCCUGGAAAUGGCAAGUCAGAGGGAGAAGUUGAAGGUAAAGACACAGCAGCUGGUGGAGAAGGUCAGGAGGUCUCCCCAUGACAAUGGCUCCUUUGAGGUGCAAGUUGCUAUUUUGACUGCCAAGAUCCGCACGCUCGAGGAGCACCUCCAGAAGCACCCCAAGGACAAAAGGAACCGCAGGUUCAUGCUGAUGGGUCUGGACAGGAGGAGGAAGAUGCUGGGCUACCUGCGCCGGGUCAACUACAGCACCUUUGAGAACACCUGCAAGGAGCUGGGCAUCCAGUACAGCCCCCUCCAGCCCUACACCCGCCGCCUCACCAAGCGCUGGAUGGUCAAGAAGGCUUUGUGCAUCAAGGUGUUCCAGGAGAAGCAGAAGCUGCAAGCAGCUGAGAGACUGAAGAAGAGGAGAGAGUGGCAGGCGAGAGCAAGAGCUGCACGGGAACAGCAGGAGAAGCAGGUGCAGGAGAAACAGGCACAGGCGGGGACACCUGUGUAGUGGCACAGCCAGGCUGGCACAGCCAGGCUGGCAAUAAACUCCUGCCCAAAGACCUGAA
This is a messenger RNA of Camarhynchus parvulus, 865 nucleotides long. RefSeq names its product mitochondrial ribosomal protein S15 (gene MRPS15). Lineage: Eukaryota; Metazoa; Chordata; Aves; Passeriformes; Thraupidae. Gene Ontology annotation, molecular function: structural constituent of ribosome. Gene Ontology annotation, cellular component: ribosome. The record is from RefSeq and is a predicted model, not a curated record. The coding region runs from base 67 to 807 and encodes 246 amino acids. The transcript has 8 exons. Gene Ontology annotation, biological process: translation.